AUCCACAAAUUCAAUUAUUCUGCAAUGAGAGGACACUGUGGGGUUUUUAUGAUGGUAUUGUUUGCCUGUGGCACAGUCAUAUAUGUAAUAAAUGAUGAAAAUAACAAUAUUUUAAAUGGAAAUGUAAAAACAAUUCAAGAUACAAUUAUAUCUUCCUCUCUGCUUGAAAGUUUACAGUUGGUGGACAGAGCUAUUAAAAAUACAAUAAAAAGGAGUGAUAUUUCUAGCAAACUGCCUAACUCCAUACAGAUGUUAUCAUUCUUAAAAAGAGCAGCACCAGAAAGUGAAGAGGUUUCAAGGGCUGCUGAAAUUUUUGAAACUACAUGUCACAUAAUAAAGAAGAAUAUAUAUCAGAAACAUAAAAGAUCUAUAAAUACUACAGACUUUCUUACAAAUGAUGAACUACAAAAUAUUGCAGCAAUAUCUGGAUGUCAUUCUCACUUACAGCCUCCCAUUUGUCAGAAAUCCUGUUUAAUAAACAAAUACAGAACUAUCACUGGAGCCUGCAACAACAGAAAAAAUCUUAGGUGGGGAGCAUCCAAUACUGCUCUGGCCAGAUGGCUUCCUGCUGAAUAUGAAGAUGGCUUUAGUCAACCAAAAGGUUGGAAUCCUGGUCAUGUGUACAAUGGUUUUGAGCUUCCAUCAGUUCGUGAAGUAAGCAAGGCACUUUUUCAGUCAUUUAAUCAAAGUUCAACCGAAGAUAGUAUCUACAGUCGCAUGCUUGUAGAGUGGGGACAGUACAUUGAUCAUGAUAUUUCAUUUACCCCUCAAAGCAUAAGCAAAUCUACCUUUAUAACGGGAGUGGACUGUCGGAAUACCUGUGAAAAUUUAAACCCUUGCUUUCCAAUUAAGAUUCCAGUAAACGACUCAUUUUCUGCUUUAAGAAUGUGUUUACCAUUUUAUCGAUCCUCUCCAGCUUGUGGUACUGGUGAUGGAGACAUCCUGUCAGAUACUGUGAAAAUGUCUAAUAAAAGGCAACAGAUUAAUGGUUUGUCAUCCUUCAUUGAUGCUUCAACUGUCUAUGGGGGUACCGUUUCUGUUGAAAGCAAAAUUCGAAACUUGACAAAUAAGGAAGGACUUCUAAAUGUAAAUAAAAAGUACCAAGACAACGGACGAGAAUUUUUACCGUUUGUUGCUGAAGUCCCUUCACCUUGUGCUCAAGACCCUUUAGAUAACAAUGGGGAGCGAACUGACUGUUUUCUUGCGGGGGACAGCAGAUCUAGUGAAGUUCUUUCCCUGACUACACUACAUACUAUUUGGCUACGGGAACAUAACAGAAUUGCCAAAGCUCUGAAGAAAAUAAACAACCACUGGAGUGCAGAGACAGUCUAUCAGGAAACUCGAAAAAUUAUUGGGGCUUUACAUCAGAUCAUUACCUUGAGGGAUUAUGUUCCAAAAAUAAUAGGCUCUGAUGCAUUUGACCAUUAUAUUGGAAAAUAUAAAGCAUACAAUCCACUAUUAGAUCCAACAGUUUCCAAUGUUUUUUCAACAGCAGCUUUUCGCUUUGGGCAUGCAACUGUUCCACCAGUUUUAAAAAGACUGGAUAAUAUGUUUGAGGAGAAACAGAAUUACUCAUCUGUCAGGCUGCAUGAGGCAUUUUUCAGUCCCUGGAGGCUUAUAAAGGAAGGUGGAUUGGAUCCAGUAAUCAGGGGAAUUUUGGUUCAGCCAGCAAAUGUGAUAGAUCAAGAUAACCUGAUGACUGACGAAUUGACAGAAAAGUUGUUUGUAUUUAAUGCUACUGGUACAUUUGACUUGGCUUCUUUAAAUCUACAGCGAGGACGAGACCAUGGUCUUCCAGGUUAUAAUGACUGGAGAGAAUUCUGUGGUCUCCAUAGACUUAAUACAGAAGGUGACCUAAGCACAGCAAUAAGUAAUGCAAAUUUAAUAAAGAAACUCUUGGAAAUAUAUAAACAUCCUAGCAAUAUCGAUGUUUGGCUGGGAGGACUUGUGGAAGAUAUUCUUCCUCGUGGAAGAACAGGGCCAUUAUUUGCCUGUUUAAUAGGAAAACAGAUGCAUGCAUUAAGAGAUGGUGACAGGUUUUGGUGGGAAAAUGAAGGUAUAUUUACUGAAAGUCAGAGAAGUGAACUUGCAAAGCAUUCGCUGUCUCGUGUAAUGUGUGAUAACAGUGGAGUCAAUGAAGUGCCAGGGGACUCUUUUCUGUUAUCACAGUAUCCUAAAGAUUUUAUUUCAUGUGAUAUUAUAUCAAGCAUGAACUUGAAUGUGUGGAAGGAAAGUAAUGUUCAAGUGGGAGUAUGUGGAUCACCCAGAGAAAUAGAAAAUGGAGACUAUACAUUUUGCCCAAAUUCUUCCCACGAGGUUGUUUCCUAUUCGUGUUUUGCUGGUUACCGAUUAGAAGGACAUGAAGAAAUAACAUGCACAAAAAGUGGAUGGAGUCAUGAUCCUCCUGUAUGCGUAGGCAAGUUAUAGUUUACUGUGUCAAAAUAUGUUU
Molecule: messenger RNA, 2449 nt
Organism: Erpetoichthys calabaricus (reedfish)
Lineage: Eukaryota; Metazoa; Chordata; Cladistia; Polypteriformes; Polypteridae
Gene: tpo
Product: thyroid peroxidase
Exons: 12
Coding region: 25-2427 (800 amino acids)
Biological process (GO): response to oxidative stress; thyroid hormone generation
Cellular component (GO): membrane
Molecular function (GO): heme binding; iodide peroxidase activity
Source: RefSeq, a predicted model, not a curated record